AUGAAAGGCUGCGCUCAGGGCAGUGCAAGGUCGUGGCUUGAGCUGCUAUCGACUGGGGAUCUGAGACAUGGUCAACUGCUGGUGUAUGAUCAGGGCGUCCUUUUUGAUCUCGAAGGAGUCGAAGCCUGGUUACGAAUAAGCGGGUAUGCAUACGCAUGUGAGAUUCGGGCGACACAGAAAGCAUUCUCGUCGGUCGUGAUCGCUGUUCUGCAGCUAUCUGGACAGGUUGUCCGGAGCCCGCUAAUGCGUGCAGAUGCACAGCUCUUCGAGAUAUAUUUGGGCCAAUCAGAUCCAACAUCCCAGGUAAUUGUGAGUCUCGGGGAUCUGCUCGUUUCGAGCAGUAACCUCCGAACAUCUCGCAUCGGAAAACGUCGAACUGAAAGAAAUGAUCCUAGGAAGGAAAUGAUCCUGGAAAGAGGCCAAUUUGGGAAGAUUAAAGAGGAGGGUUGUAGUAAUGGUAAGAGAUUCUGGAAUUCUAUGGCGCUUAUGCACCCAAGUCUAGGCAUUAUUAAGAAUAGGUAUAUUUUGGUUGCUCCUCCCGCUUCCCGCUUUCCAGAGCCGUUCGUCUGUUCGUUCUCGUUCGUCACAAAGUCCGUUCGUGCCGAAGCAAUAUUAAACAAUGACGACUUCCGUGAAACGAAUAGUGCAAUGGCGAAGGUGAGAACGCGUCGACCCUGUCGACGAGUCAGGCGGCUCUCACCAAGCCGAUCGCAUAACGCAAAAAUUAACGACCGAUGGAGAUGGCAUAUUGCGAGGAUAGUCCUUAACAAAACCGCAAUAAGGGCUCAGGAUCUGGGAGUACCGGGCCUGUCGUCCAUAGGAAAAUCAGACGUUCGAGAAGCUUUCCGCUUCAUGCCAUCCAUUGAGUUGUUAAGCAUAACCCCACAACAUGAGAAAUAUUGGUCGUGCUUUAAAUUGUGGGGGAUGCGAGGAGAAACACCAGAUUUUUCGGCAACGGUUUUCCGUCUUGCCAAGGCACACUUUAGGAAAGAGGUCGCUAGGCUUUUGUGGGAUACCGGCGCCACGAUCUGGAAGAUCACCGUUGCACUAAAUCAAGGCGACGCUGAUGACGCAAAAUUCCUCAUCGGGACCCUGUUCGGAGAUCAAUUCUCUCAGAAAUUUGCUGGCACUUCCCAAUGCAGUCGACCGGAAAAGCCAAGCAGAGAAUGGAGAGUGUACACUGCGGAGAAAUACCUGGGGCAUUAUUGCCAUGUCGACAUGCACGGCAUGCGAAAGGUCACGCUUCCCCAGAGCUUGUUUCCUAGUAAUAAUGCUCCGCGAUACGAAUUGCCUCACCGAUUCGGCCCGGCUACUGGAAAUCGCUUCGAGGUCCGAAAUCAUGGGGGUAUAUGUGCGGUCGAUAAUUAUUUCGCAUGCCGUGCGUCUAUAGAAUUGGCCUUAAGAGAGCGUACUCGAAGACGACAUGCCGCCAACGUUGGUGGCGGUCAGCCACUCUCGCCGUUCGGCGAACAAGAUGCAAGUAUUGUCGUACGAUGGUGCUAUACGAGUAGGGAAGAAGAAUCUUACCCACUACCUACCGUUCUCGACGGCGACAAGGUUCCACCAUGGAAAACGCCUACUAUAAAGCACAAACGGAUAAAUUUGGUCGCUGAAAUCUCUUACUGGUCUGGUAGAGACGUCCAGAGGACUGGAACUUCUGCCAAACUAGCAUCUGAGGUCAGCCGUGCUGAAACUCAUUUGCUCGGGAAGCAGGCAUUGAGGAAUGGAGGUCCGGUAGCUUUUAGAGUAUACCGCCAUCAUCUUACUGGACUGACGAGAAUUAUUGAAGCUGGAGAGCUGCUCCAUAGGAGCAGGGUGAAAAGUUGGAGGGCCUCAAUAACGGAAGCUUUCGAUACGAUCUUCCCUAUUAACAGCAGCAUUUUGUCGUUUGGACAUGCUCACGAUAGCUGGUAUUGGAAGGAGAAAGCGUCGCCGCUUGACGCUUGUGGAUAUCAUUCUCUUCUAAUCUGCGAUAAUCCGAACGUGAACUACAGUUCCCUAGAACUAGGAAUUCCCUUCACGAGAGCAAGAGAUACUGCUUCAGCCGAUGGUUCUUCCAGAGCGUACUACCGACAAACUCACAUGUUGCAAAGAGGAACCAGCUAUCGGAUCGAAUCUCAAUUUCUGCGUAGCGAUAGCCUUCCCUAUGGCGUAGGUCAGCAGGCCGGCAAGCAACUUCAAUAUUUCGUGGUUGCGUCAGGCGGACUAAACGAAGAGGGACGGAAAUUCAUUAAAUGGCAACCUAUUUUUGGACACACUGGCCGCAAUAUCGACAUAGUGAUGCCGGGUCGUCUAAGGCAAAGGGAUCAAUAUCGACAAAAUUUCUUUGCAUCGGCCUUCCUUCCCAGGUUCGUUCACUUCCUUGGUUCUCUUCCUAACACCCGUCUAGAGCUUCUAUUGCUUGGUCUCAACUCUGGCUCCCACCUCUCUCCCCUACCCCUUGUUGAUGCAAUUCUUGAUAUAAGAGCUGGUCUCCUUGAACUCCUAUCACACAGCAUCCUUGUAAUUCAAGAGUGUGACACGUAUAUACUUGUCUCAAGUUACCGUGGGAAGUUCAACAUCGAAUUCGUUUUCAGUCUUCCGUAUAUCAAUCCAACCUACGAACGUUGCUCAGGGCACAUUGAUAGCCCAAAGGUUGUCUCGUGCGACUGGUAUCUUCAUCCGGCGGAUCUCCCAGAGCGCGCGCCGAUUACCAACUAUCUAAUUCCAAGGAAUCCAGGGGAGUUGAUGUGUUCUGUUCGCUUGCUUUUCCGGUUAUCAGCCUUAUGGAGACCUAUGGUUAAGAAGGGAGGUUACUUGACAGGUUGUAGGUCUACCGAACAAUGUUCUUGUUUACCAAACGCUCAAGGCCUGGACGUUGUGAAUUGUACGGAUGAAGACUACUACAACCCCAAAUAUAUUGAAGAAGGUAGUAGCGUACUGGGACUCGAAUCGUUCGAAAGAGCUUGGAAUCUUGGAGCCGAGGGAAGGUCACCGGAGGGGUGUUCUAAAGCACUAUUUGUUCCACGAAGUGAAUGUUGGAUCAGAAGAGGGACCCUUGAUUUGGAAUACGUCAGAAAUUUCUCGUUUGCGGCGAGAAACUACUCAACUGAUAAUCGCGGGGAAGCUGGCCUCGGUUUCGUAGGCUUCACCCGCCAAAUAAGCGUCUGGAGUGAUCCCGUUUCCGAAUAUGUGCUAACGAGCUUUGACGAAGCUGAAGAUGCUUCCGCGUCUCUAUCGUGCUCGUCGGGACACGUUUCGGAAUCCAUGGAUUGCUCUGGUAGACUGCUUCAGGAACUCUCGGAAGCAUCUCCUUCUGCUAACGACAUCGCCAGCGGUGAGGAAACCACGUCGUAUCAAGGCAUAAAGCUGGUUGGGCAAGGCUCGAAAUUUUGUCAAGUAACUCCUGAAUUGUUCUUUCCUUAUGAUGAAUGGGAAUAUAAGACGUAUAAGGCUGCUGUCGCCCUCAAUGCCUCGGAUGCUGAGCUCGUACAAGAUCAUGUCACGUUGAUUUUCCACGAAUCAGAGCCUAAGAUCGACAGGCCAUCCACUCCCCUGGAAAGAUCUAAAUAUCAAACAUACCAGGAAUCCCUAGUCAUCACGCAAGUGGAGAGGGAAUACACUGUAUUUGACUUUGGUAGAUAA
Molecule: messenger RNA, 3624 nt
Organism: Lindgomyces ingoldianus
Lineage: Eukaryota; Fungi; Ascomycota; Dothideomycetes; Pleosporales; Lindgomycetaceae
Exons: 34
Coding region: 1-3624 (1207 amino acids)
Source: RefSeq, a predicted model, not a curated record